Messenger RNA from Saxophila tyrrhenica, 2772 nucleotides. RefSeq lists its product as uncharacterized. The coding region runs from base 1 to 2772 and encodes 923 amino acids. Gene Ontology annotation, molecular function: protein binding. NCBI's taxonomy places the organism in Eukaryota, Fungi, Ascomycota, Dothideomycetes, Mycosphaerellales, Extremaceae. The record is from RefSeq and is a predicted model, not a curated record. The transcript has a single exon.
AUGGCCGACGCACUUCUCACAUUUUUCCGCCAGACUCUGCCCACCGAGCUCGCCACCUUGACGGAGCCGUACAUCUCGAAGCUCGAGCAUGGCCAAUAUGAAGACCUGCUGGCCGAUGCGGAUGCUCGGGACCUCUUUGGACACCCGGAUGAGAGUAGGAGCAGCGCGCUAGAAGAGUUUCCUCGAUGGAAUGAUUUCAUCUUUCACCAGCUAGGUACCCUGUUGGCAGAUCGCACACGGCCAGAGAAGCAGAGUGUCUUCUUCUGCAUCGGUUACGCCGCCCUGUUGGCUUUUGUACAGUCGAACGUGACCGGUCCGCCCCUGCCUUUCUCACCUGCAGCCCUUCUACUCCCUCAAGAUGUCUCUGGAAGCGCUGAGCGGACAAGAGACCUGCGCAAGUCCUUACUGGAAAGCCUGGGCAUGGACGGCAUCGCAGCGUACAGCCUGACCCCCAAUGUAGAGUUGCUCUGCCUUGCAGAUGCCAUCUUUACAUGCCCACCGAUCUUGAAGAACAUCCGGGCGGCAAGGUGGGCCAAAGUGAGGGCUCAGUUCCUGCAGCAGAGGCUGCUCUCGGAGGUCUCUUCAAGCCUACAAGACGUCAUCGAGGACGACUUGAGGAUGCUCGAUGAGGACUUGCUGGAUACGGCUUCGUCAGAGUCACAGGCGAAAACACAGACCGAGUACCUGCUUGAAAAGGCCACCAUUCACCUCCACCACGGCACGGACAAGUUCGCAAAGGAAGAUCUGCAGAAAGCAAAGGACGCUCAGGGUUUCGAGUUCGCUUUGACCGGCCUCCUGGGCAAACGCACCAAGUUCCAACAGACGGACGUCAGUCAGCUGGUCGUGCUUGCUCGUAGCCGCUCUUCAGCGGAGCACGCAUCACAGAACGGAAAGUCGAUCGAGAGAGAAGAGCAAGCGGAAGUCAAACCUGAUACCCGCGAUCUCAAUGACGACACUCUGCUGGAGUCAGUUUCGUUCACUCAACCAUCGAAGGACCUCACCAAGCUUGUCGAAGCCGGGUCUCUCCCAGAGAGUCUCUCUACAUCAGACCCUGCUGACCAGCCACAGCUUCAAUCGCUCGACUCGACCAUUCUUCUCCUUCUAGCAUCGUCGAUCACGAACACUUCUCCGCAAGACGGCUUAACUCGGGAGGAGACCCUCCCAUAUGCUACUCGUGUGCUAGAAGGUGGCAGCUCGAACUGGCAGGUCUAUACACAGGCCCUCCUCGUUCGAAGUCGCAUCGAGGGCUACCGGUCACGCACUGUAGAGCGCGGCCUUCUUCAGCUUCAAGCUCUUGUCGACCAGGUCAUAGCAGAGACAGGCGGGCAGAAGUCUGACCCCGCGAACAGCAACGUUGAAGCAACCAGCAGCUUCCUACCACGAGCAAAAGAAUCUGAGUCAGCGCCUGCUCAGGACCGUCUUCGUUACGUCUUCCAGCUUGCCUCCCCAACGCGGUGGGAGUUGGAGGCUGAGCUGGCAUCGCGAUGGGUACAGCUUGGCGGUCUGCGGUCUGCUCUCGACAUAUACGAACGACUGGAGAUGUGGGCUGAAGCGGCGCUGUGUUGGGCAGCCACUGAACGGGAGGACAAGGCACGGCAGAUUGUACGUCGCCAACUAUUCGCCGCCAGCAAGGAGGGGUCGGAGCAAGACGUCGACGACAACGAACGAUGGACGGGGCCGCCUCGAGAACCACCUCCAUCUGACGCCCCUCGCUUGUACUGCAUCCUGGGCGACAUCGAUCAGUCGACUGAGAUGUAUGAGAAGGCGUGGGAUGUAUCGGGCCAACGAUACGCCCGGGCACAGCGGUCGUUAGGGAGGCUGUUUCUAAAAUCUAACGACUAUGUCAAGGCUGCGCAGGCGUACAGCAAGAGUCUUAAGGCCAAUCAGCUCAAUCACAGCAGCUGGUUUGCCCUGGGAUGUGCAUUGCUGGAGCUUGACGAGUUCGACAAGGCCGUGGAGGCAUUCUCGAGGUGUGUGCAGCUGGAUGAGACGGACGCCGAAGCGUGGAGCAAUCUGGCAGCUGCUCUGUUGCGAAAGGACCCGGAAGAUCCAAGCGAGCAGGACGACCAGAACGCAUUGAUCCCAUCGAUACAGAAGAAUCGGCAGGACGCCCUUCAAGCGCUGAAGCGCGCAGCAACACUCAAGCACGAUUCUUAUCGGAUAUGGGAGAACGUCCUGAUUGUCUCGGCAUCGACAUCACCACCCGACUACACCUCGAUCCUGGCGGCACAGAAGAGGAUCAUCGACCUGCGUGGAUCAACCGACGGGGAGAAGUGCAUUGAUUCCGAGAUCUUGCACUUGCUCGUUCAGCAUGUGAUGUCCGUGAGCGAUAGACACGAUCCCGAGCAGCCUGGCCUACCUCGCAUGGUCGUUAAAUUCGUCGAUCAGAACGUCGUCCCGUUGAUCACAGGCUCUUCUCGUCUUUGGCAGCUCAUUAGCAAGCUUGCUCUGUGGAGGAACAAGCCGUCGGUUGCAUUAGAUGCUGAGGAGAAAGCAUGGCGUGUUGUUACUUCGCAGCCAGGCUGGGAAACGGAAAGCGAGACCAGAUGGGACGAGGUUGUGGAAGCAACGGUACGGCUCUGCGAUUCGUAUGAAAGUCUAGGGCCUAAAGAAAAGACUGAAGGCAUGGGUGCUGGGGAAUUAGUUGCGAAGGAUUGGAAGUUCAAGGCUAGGACUGCGAUCAGAGGUAUCUUGGGAAGGGGCAAGGACAGUUGGGAGGGUACAGAUGGAUGGGAGAGAUUGCAGGAGGUCAUGAAGGGAUUGAGGGGCUGA